Messenger RNA from Bacillus rossius redtenbacheri, 2769 nucleotides. RefSeq names its product AFG3-like protein 2 (gene Afg3l2). Gene Ontology annotation, molecular function: ATP hydrolysis activity; zinc ion binding; ATP binding. Gene Ontology annotation, biological process: mitochondrial protein processing. The transcript is spliced from 15 exons. Gene Ontology annotation, cellular component: membrane; m-AAA complex. The record is from RefSeq and is a predicted model, not a curated record. Bases 137 to 2581 code for a protein of 814 amino acids. NCBI's taxonomy places the organism in Eukaryota, Metazoa, Arthropoda, Insecta, Phasmatodea, Bacillidae.
GAGUAAAACGAACCUAUAGUCUGUUGUAGUUGUGUAACUUGUUCGCUGAUUGUGUCGUACGUAUAUGCGCCUUGUGAAAAAUGUAAUUUGAAUCAUUUGUAUUGGUGUGAAUUGUGAUACGAUAAUUAUAAGCAGAAUGGCUUAUAGGUUUCUACCAUCCGGAAGAAAGUUAGAGAGGUAUUUGUGGAAUGGCUUGAAAAGAGCCAGAUUUGACAAAAAUUUGCUAGAAAAAAAUCUGAGCUACCUGCACGCAGCUCGGGCAGUGCCGAGCCUGGAAGUCAUUCUGCACGAGUGGAAACAGUUCUGCUCUAAGCCUCCGAAAGGUUUUGAAAAGUUCUUUGAGCCAGCCGGGGCAAAGAAAGCAAAGCAGUCAACCGAAGAGCCUGCGAAGGAAGGGAAUAAAGAUGCUCCAAAACAGCAGGCCCCGCCCCAGUCUACUCCUCCUCAGCCAUCGCGCACUGCAGGCCAGAGCACGAAGCCGUUUGACCAGUGGUCGUUCGGAAUGUUCGGUGGCCAAAGCAGAGGCAGUAGUUCUGGCUCGGGAAAGUUUGGUGACGGAGGAGAGAGGGAAAGAUGGAUCAUAAUUGGAAUAAUGGGCACAGUGAUCCUGCUGGGCACGGUGGCCUUCUACGAGAUGGGCUACAAAGAAAUUGCUUGGAAGGAGUUUGUGAAUAACUACUUGUCGAAAGGUAUUGUCGAGAAACUAGAAGUGGUAAACAAGAAAUGGGUUCGAGUCCGUCUGUCUCCAGGCAACUCUGUAGAUGGCUCUAGUAUUCUUUGGUUCAACAUUGGUAGUGUUGAUUCUUUUGAACGCAACCUUGAAAAUGCUCAAAUGGAAAUGAACAUUGAGCCUCCAAAUUUUGUUCCAGUCAUCUACAAGAAUGAGCUAGAAGCUGCCAGUAUCACUGGUAUUUUGCCUACGUUACUCAUCAUAGGGUUCCUUAUUUACAUGAUGCGGCGCUCAGCUGAGAUGAUGGGUGCUCGAGGGAGGGGCAAAGGAGGAGGCCUAUUUGGUGGUGUCAUGGAGUCAACUGCCAAACUGAUUAACUCAAGCGAUAUUGGCGUGCGAUUUAAGGAUGUUGCAGGUUGCGAGGAAGCAAAAAUUGAAAUCAUGGAAUUUGUGAAUUUUUUAAAGAACCCUCAGCAAUACAUUGACCUUGGGGCAAAGAUUCCGAAAGGUGCUAUUUUGACAGGCCCACCGGGUACAGGAAAAACACUCUUAGCCAAAGCAACUGCUGGUGAGGCUAAUGUUCCUUUCAUUACUGUUUCUGGCUCGGAGUUCCUGGAAAUGUUUGUUGGUGUUGGUCCGUCGAGGGUGAGAGAUAUGUUUGCGAUGGCCCGCAAACACGCUCCUUGCAUCUUAUUCAUAGAUGAAAUUGAUGCGGUCGGCAGGAAGCGUGGCGGUAGAAGUUUCGGAGGACAUUCUGAGCAGGAGAACACACUCAAUCAACUUUUAGUAGAAAUGGAUGGUUUCAACUCUGCCACAAAUGUUGUGGUUAUGGCAGCGACCAAUCGUGUGGACAUUCUGGACAAAGCACUUCUUCGACCGGGCCGGUUCGACCGGCAGAUAUAUGUGCCAGCGCCAGACAUCAAGGGUCGAGCUUCAAUAUUCAAGGUCCACUUGGGCCCUUUAAAGACAAGUUUGGACAAAAUGGAUCUGGCAAGGAAAAUGGCUGCGCUGACACCUGGUUUUACAGGUGCAGACAUUGCGAAUGUGUGCAACGAGGCAGCGUUGAUUGCAGCCAGGGACCUGAAGAACGAGAUUGUGUUGAAGCACUUUGAGCAGGCGAUUGAGCGGGUUGUGGCGGGCAUGGAGAAGAAGACAAACGUACUCCAGCCAGAGGAGAAGACGACGGUGGCGUACCACGAGGCUGGGCAUGCAGUUGCUGGCUGGUUCCUGGAGCACGCAGAUCCUCUUCUCAAGGUGUCGAUCAUUCCUCGCGGAAAGGGCCUGGGCUACGCCCAGUACCUGCCUAAGGAGCAGUACCUGUACACAAAGGAGCAGCUGUUUGACAGGAUGUGCAUGACACUCGGAGGUCGCGUCUCCGAGGAACUGUUCUUCGGGAGAAUCACCACUGGGGCGCAGGACGAUCUCAAGAAGAUCACUCAGAGUGCGUAUUCUCAGAUUGUGCACUUCGGCAUGAACGAGAAGGUGGGCAACGUGAGCUUCGACAUGCCGCAGCAGGGAGAGAUGGUGCUCGAGAAGCCGUACUCUGAGCAGACGGCCCAGCUGAUUGAUGCAGAGGUGCGGGAGCUCAUACAGAGGGCUCACCAGCACACCACGCAGCUGCUCACCGACCACAGGAAGGACAUCGAGAAGGUUGCCGAGCGGCUGUUGAAGAAAGAGAUACUAACUCGUGACGACCUUAUUGAACUCCUUGGCCCACGACCAUUCCCGGAGAAGUCGACGUACGAGGAGUUUGUGGCCGGCACCGGCUCGUUCGAAGAGGACACCACGCUGCCAGAGGGACUGAAGGAGUGGAACAAGACCCACGACCAGGGCAAGGAGCAACCCACCCCUCCGGGGCAGUCUAGUCCCCCGCCUCCACCCGCUCCCAAAGUGGAACAGGGUCGAGCCUGAGAAGACUGAAAAUCGGGACUGAAGUGUUUGAUCGGAGUUGCAACUAUCAGCAAAAGAAUAGAAUUAAUUGUGCAUCACUGCAAGAGGCAAUUGAGCCACCAAAUUAUGCCUAUUAUAGUUGAAGUAUUGCCAACAUCUAUUUAUUGUAAAGUAUGAAUAUUUGUUGUUAAUAAACAAUUUUUUUGUAA